Molecule: messenger RNA, 2750 nt
Organism: Syngnathus typhle (broad-nosed pipefish)
Lineage: Eukaryota; Metazoa; Chordata; Actinopteri; Syngnathiformes; Syngnathidae
Exons: 7
Coding region: 134-1318 (394 amino acids)
Source: RefSeq, a predicted model, not a curated record
UGACGCUGUGCAACAACCGGAAGUUGUAUCCAAAUGGAAUCGAAGUCGGUUCUACGCAAAGCUUUCCUGUGUCGUUGCAUGGCUUGUUGUUAGCAUAAACGCCGCCAGUGGGUCUCUGGCUGUCGAGGACGCCAUGAAGUGGCCGUGUUUGAACACUCUUCUCGUCACUUUUUUCCUCUUGGGAAUCGGAUCGGCCCACGUGGCGCCCCCAAGUGAUGUGAUUUUGCACUGCAGCAGCCUGGUCAACAAGGUGGCAUGGAGCUAUGACAACCCACCUACGGGACUCCGAUUCCGGGUGGACAUCGGCAGGUUCUACAAGUCGCCGGGUAACAUUGGUCCGCUGUGGGUGGACCCGCCUGACCUGCAGGCGGAUGUGUCCUUCCUGUCAGACCAGACGGAGGACUACUUCCUGGCGGUGACCGCCGUCCUCGAGAAGGAAGAAUCGGAGGCGGCUCCCGCCGAUGGCAUUUCCUUCAGCUACAAUUUGGACUCUCCUGCUGCUCAAAAAUGUUCCUUGGACCUCCCUCCUGUGACCGUGCUGGACCAGCAUGAUAACACGGUGCUGAUCAGCUUCCAACAUCCGUGGCUCACGUACGAGCAUGCGCUUGUUACCAGUCUUCAGGCCGGAGAUAAGAGGAAGAGGAGACACGUGCAGCCGGACAACCCUCUGCCCGUCUUCAAAUACGAUGUCACCAUCGACAAGAAGCCAUUUGCCGACCUGCGCUGCACGGAGAACGUGUGCGAACACAACCUGCCCGUGGACGCCAGCGAGCAGAAGCACUGCGCCACGAUCAAGGGGGAGCUGGAGAGGAUUGGCGUUCUCGGCACACAGGACUACUGCGCUCAGCCCAUGCAGGAAAACAAGAACAUCAUCACCACUGUGGUGGCGUCUCUGUUGGUCCUGGUUGCCGUCCUUACCGUCCUCCUCAUGAUUUGCUGGAAAAAGACCAAAGCCUCAUCCAAUCUACCAUCCUCGCUGCGCUUCAACGGAUUUGUUGAUGAGACCCCCGUAGCAUCCCUGUCGGUUUCCAACUCAUCCGUGCCGCUGAUUGUGGAGGAGAGGCCCGUGUUGCCUGGCGAGACAGAGCAGUCUGGCGAGCCGCAAGUGCACGAAGAGUCGGAGCAGUCCGACGAGCCGGAACUGUCCGGAGAGGAUGCCGCUGGUGACAUGGAGGAUGAAGAGCAUCAGGCGUACAUGGGGGGCGAGCGAAUAGAAGAAGAUGAGGACAUGGAGACUUCGAACGAUAAUGGCUACGAGAAACACCAAGUUAUCGUCAGAGUGUCAUCUGACGAGGACAUUGAGGGCUAUCGUAGCUGAAUCGUAGCUGAAGGUUUGAGUUAAAAACGUUUUCGUUCCUGCAGCUUAACAUAACAUCUAAGUCAGCACUGCUAGAAUUCCCCCCGCCCAAGAAAAAAAAAAAGCUUGUGCUCUCUUCAUGAGGUCAAAGAUCUUAAGUUGUGAUGCUAAUGCAAUUGUCUGCAAACCUUUUGGACUUUCGAGUCUCGGGCGCUCCAAUUGAUCCCGCGCAAGGCUGCACAGAAAGCGCCAAUGUGAACCACAAUACUGUGAUUCUUGCUCACUGGAAUUUAUUUUGCUCGUGUGUUUUCUUUGAUGUUCAUGAGAUAUUGCACCUAACUGCACCUAUCUCUUUCUUUCUCUUUCGCUCUCUCUGUAGGUGUGUGUGUGUGUGUGUGUGUGUGUGUGUGUGUGUGUGUGUGUGUGUGUGUGUGUGUGUGUGUGUGUGUGUGUACAUCUCUCGCUCUCUCUCUCUAACUCGCUCUAACUCUCAACUCUCACACUUUGAACCUGGUAAGAAUUGUUCUUGUUUUUUUUUUUUUGGUCGGGUCGAACUAAAAAAAAAAAAAGUGCUCAAACAUGUUUUUUUGUGUAUGACCAGAGAAUUUCAAUAUUUUUAUGUUCUUUGCAUGGUCUUGUAAUGGUAUGCAGAAAUGUACAAUUUUACUUCCGAUACUUCAGUUGUCAAUCAAUCUACGAAAGCAAUCAGUAGUUCAGUAUGACUUUAGAGUCUGUGCCUGUUCCGUCUUUUCCUGUUUUGAUAUUUAUCAAAGGCAAAUAUCAGUGUUGGUCACAUGUGAGUAACAAGUACACACUUUAUUGAAUUAAAUUGAUCAUUUCUCCAUCAGAAUUUGUAGGGAACACGUACAUCCAACUAACUGCAAUGUAUAUAGAUUAAUGAUCGAUCAUUAAAACAAAAUGACAUUCAAGUCUAAGCGCCACACUUUGGUCAAUGUUUGAGCGAGGAUGUUUACAAGCCCGCGAUGCAAAUUCGUUUUGACCGGCAGCUAAAGAAGUAAUAUACUGGCUGACAUUUAACGUCUUCCCCUGGAACCAAACCUGGGACUGAAAGUGUUUGUUUGUGGGUGUUUGCUCUGAUGCCUGCCGGGGAGCUUGCCUUCCUCUUUGCAUGCAGAGUGGAAGUGCGAUGCACACGCACGCUUCCAGUAAUUCGCUUCAUUGUCUGCGGUCCUGUUAUUGAGCCAGGAGUUCUUAUACUAAAUGGGCUCACUGGUGAAAUAUUCAACUUUUCAAAGUUGCAUUUAUGAUUUAAAUAGCGCUUUCGCAACAGCUGUUGCUGUAACAAAGCGCUCUAUUGUGUUGUAUUCUUUGAUAUUAAAAAUAUUUGUUAAAUUGUUUUUGUAAAAUGAAUAUUGUUGACCUCUUUGCAAACUUCCUGACCAUGCAUUUCUUCAAUCCCAAAUAAAGUCCAGAUGUUCUAAUGGUCACUUUA